This is a messenger RNA of Vicia faba (fava bean), 1227 nucleotides long. Lineage: Eukaryota; Viridiplantae; Streptophyta; Magnoliopsida; Fabales; Fabaceae. The record is from the annotation of a GenBank genome assembly.
AUGCUUAGAACAAGAAUCAACACAGCACGCUCCAUUUGUUCAUCUCUUUUCAGAACCAAUUCUUAUAGUUAUUCCACUUCCUUCCUCUUCGACGAUACACAGAUUCAGUUUAAAGAGAGUGUUGCUCAAUUUGCUAAUGAAAAUAUUGCUCCUCAUGCUUCCAAAAUUGACCACACUAACUAUUUCCCAAAGGAGGUUAACUUGUGGAAAAGUAUGGGAGAAUUUAAUCUCCAUGGGAUUACUGCACCAGAGGAGUAUGGAGGGCUUGGUCUAGGUUACUUGUAUCAUUGUAUAGCAAUGGAAGAGAUUAGCCGUGCUUCAGGAUCGGUUGGUCUUUCUUAUGGUGCUCAUUCUAACCUAUGUAUCAAUCAACUGGUGAGGAAUGGAAGCCAUGCUCAGAAAGAGAAAUACUUGCCAAAGCUUAUCUCGGGGGAUCACGUGGGAGCUUUGGCGAUGAGUGAACCCAAUUCUGGGUCUGAUGUUGUCAGCAUGAAAUGCAAGGCUGAUCGUGUAGACGGGGGAUAUGUACUUAAUGGCAACAAGAUGUGGUGUACUAAUGGGACAGUUGCUCAAACAUUAGUUGUCUAUGCAAAAACAGACAUAACAGCAGGGUCAAAAGGAAUAACUGCAUUCAUCAUCCAGAAGGGAAUGCCUGGAUUCAGUACUGCACAGAAACUGGAUAAACUAGGAAUGCGAGGAAGUGAUACAUGCGAGCUUGUCUUUGAGAACUGCUUUGUUCCGGAAGAAAAUGUUCUUGGGAAGGAAGGAAAAGGAGUCUAUGUCAUGAUGUCAGGGUUGGAUCUGGAAAGGCUUGUUUUAUCAGGUGGUCCCCUUGGUAUUAUGCAGGCAUGUCUCGAUGUUGUCCUUCCUUAUACUCGACAAAGAGAGCAAUUCGGUCAUCCUAUUGGGGAGUUUCAGUUUAUACAGGGAAAAGUUGCGGACAUGUAUACGUCUUUACAGUCCUCAAGGUCUUAUGUGUAUUCUGUAGCUCGGGACUGUGAUAACGGAAAAGUUGACCCGAAGGAUUGUGCUGGAGUUAUACUUUGUGCAGCUGAAAGAGCAACGCAGGUUGCUUUGCAGGCGAUACAAUGUUUAGGUGGGAAUGGCUAUGUGAAUGAGUAUCCAACCGGUCGUCUCCUUAGAGAUGCUAAACUCUACGAGAUCGGAGCCGGAACAAGUGAGAUCAGAAGAAUGAUUAUUGGACGUGAGCUCUUCAAGGAACAAUGA